AUGAGUAAAUACGUGCCUCCCCACCUGCGCGUUGGCGGGGGCUCUGCAGCCGCCCCGGCGAGUGCCUCUGCGCCCUCAGGCGCCAUCGAUGCAGCAGCAGCAGUCAACAAUCUUUUGCGGGCUCGUGCGGCGGAGGACGCGGGGGCACCCCCAGCUUUGGACGGGAGUUCCUCUGGAGCUGGAGGCUCUCCUGGGGGCGCUGGCCAGGGGGCUUGGGGAGCUUGGGGCCGAGGCGCUGCAGUCCUACGAACCAACAAGCCGAAGCCUCAACAGAGGAGCACCACCCUGAGGGUCGUGGAAGUUGAUUCCCUUGUCAUCAUGAAGAUUCUCAAGCACUGGCGAGACUUCCAUCCGCUGCCGGUAAACGGCCAGUUGCUAGGAACUGAAACCCGCGAUAAACUGGAAGUGACAAAUUGUUUCCCUCUUCCCCAGAAGAAGGAGGUGCUAUCGGCUUUGCAGCAAGAGAAGAUUUCGGGAGACCUUGAGGAGCGGGUGGAUGAAGAGUUUGAUCGCUAUCAGGACAGAAUGGCGGAGUUAAUGCACGACCUGAACGUGGACUGCUUUACGGUUGGCUGGUAUCUUACGGUUUCCUUCUCGGAAGCGCUACAGAAGGAGAUAAUCGAAAGCCUCGUGGCCUACCAAGAAUUGGUAGAUCGAGCUGUACUGCUCGCGUUCGAUCCCCAAAGGCUCUCGAAUGGCCGCAUUCCGUUCAAGGCCUACAGAGUGAAGCCCGAGUUUCUCCCACUCUUCCAUGCAUAUGAAGCGGAUGUCGCUCAAUACAGCAAAAUCACGGCUGCCGAUAUCCUUGUGGAGGUGCCGGUAACCCUGCGGAAUGCCUUUUUAUCGGAGGCAUUUUUCCUUGAGUGGAGCAACAGGUCAUCUUUGUCUGCAUCCUCGCUCUGCUGGGGGACACCACAGCCUUCGUCCCUGGAGAGGGGCAUUGGUCAGGUAUCUUUGUGCUUGGACCUCUUGGGCGAGGAGCAAGAGAAGGUGCAGCGGUAUCAGCGAGACAGCUUGCGGCAGCAGCAGUUGCAGAAGCAGCUCACCGAGAGGCGCCGUCUCGAGAACGAGCAAAGGAGGCUAAAAGGCGAACCACUUCUGCCUGCAGAGCCUGAGGGUCUAUCCAUGCGGCCUGUUGAAGUGCCUUCCCUGUUGCCCUCGCUCCUGCUGCAAGCCCAAGUUGGGCAGCACGUGCAGCAAAUCUCCGAUGCGUGUGGCGACAGCCUGAAAAAGAUGUUCCUGCUGAACUAUGCCAAUCAGGGUGUCAGGGAUGCAUGCUCACAGCGCUUGCAGCUAGAGUCACAUCGAGAGCCGGGGGCUAUAGAGACCAGUGACAACAGGAGAGCCUUGGGGGCGAUGUUUGAGGUAGAGGAGAUGCUUUGGGGAGAGACCACGCCUGCUGGCGCUGCUGGAACUAUGGCAAUAGGGCAGGGCACUCAGUGGGGGCAGACACGCACGGAUUAA
This is a messenger RNA of Cyclospora cayetanensis, 1464 nucleotides long. Its product is annotated as eukaryotic translation initiation factor 3 subunit H. The coding region runs from base 1 to 1464 and encodes 487 amino acids. Gene Ontology annotation, molecular function: translation initiation factor activity; protein binding; metallopeptidase activity. Lineage: Eukaryota; Apicomplexa; Conoidasida; Eucoccidiorida; Eimeriidae. Gene Ontology annotation, cellular component: eukaryotic 43S preinitiation complex; eukaryotic translation initiation factor 3 complex; cytosol. The transcript has 5 exons. The record is from RefSeq and is a predicted model, not a curated record.